Molecule: messenger RNA, 3212 nt
Organism: Dama dama (fallow deer)
Lineage: Eukaryota; Metazoa; Chordata; Mammalia; Artiodactyla; Cervidae
Gene: SUPT20H
Product: SPT20 homolog, SAGA complex component
Exons: 26
Coding region: 255-2840 (861 amino acids)
Biological process (GO): regulation of transcription by RNA polymerase II
Cellular component (GO): SAGA complex
Molecular function (GO): transcription coregulator activity
Source: RefSeq, a predicted model, not a curated record
GAGUGGCUUUUCGCCGCUUCCGGGGCCCGGCGCCCGCGGGAGGAAGACGGUGUUCUUGGAGACGCGGCGGGCCGGGCCGAGCCAGCAGCACCCCCGGCGGUCGCCUUCUUCGCCUCUCGGGUGUUUUAUUUUAGUGUUGACGUUUGGUUUACAGUUGCAGUACGCUUAAGAUUGAUUUCUAAAGAUAUGGUUUUCAUCCAGCUUCAUCAACGCACAUAAAUUUUCUCCUUUUUGGACUCUUGUUUUAUAUCACAAUGCAACAAGCUUUAGAACUGGCUUUGGAUCGUGCAGAGUAUGUCAUUGAAAGUGCCCGGCAGAGACCUCCUAAAAGGAAAUACCUAUCUAGUGGAAGAAAAUCUAUAUUUCAAAAACUUUAUGACUUAUAUAUUGAAGAAUGUGAAAAAGAGCCUGAGGUUAAGCAGAAAUUAAGAAGAAAUGUGAACUUAUUAGAGAAGCUUGUUAUGCAAGAGACAUUGUCAUGUUUAGUCGUCAACCUGUACCCAGGAAAUGAGGGAUAUUCUCUGAUGCUCAGGGGAAAAAAUGGAUCAGAUUCUGAGACCAUUCGACUGCCUUAUGAAGAAGGAGAAUUGCUUGAAUACUUGGAUGCAGAAGAAUUACCUCCAAUUUUGGUUGAUCUCCUAGAAAAAUCUCAGGUUAAUAUUUUUCAUUGUGGAUGUGUCAUAGCAGAAAUACGUGACUAUAGGCAGUCCAGUAACAUGAAAUCUCCUGGUUACCAAAGUAGACACAUUCUGUUACGUCCAACAAUGCAGACUUUAAUCUGUGAUGUACAUUCAAUAACAAGUGAUAACCAUAAGUGGACCCAGGAAGACAAACUUUUGCUUGAGAGCCAACUGAUUCUGGCUACAGCAGAACCACUGUGUCUUGAUCCUUCCAUAGCUGUAGCCUGCACUGCAAACAGACUGCUCUAUAACAGGCAAAAGAUGAACACGCGCCCGAUGAAACGAUGUUUCAAGAGAUAUUCCAGGUCCUCUCUGAAUCGGCAACAGGAUCUGUCCCAUUGUCCACCUCCUCCUCAGCUAAAAUUACUUGAUUUCUUACAAAAAAGAAAGGAAAGAAAAGCAGGUCAGCAUUAUGACCUCAAAAUUUCUAAAGCAGGAAAUUGUGUAGAUAUGUGGAAACGGAGUCCCUGUAAUUUGGCUGUACCUUCUGAGGUGGAUGUGGAAAAAUAUGCCAAAGUAGAAAAAUCUAUCAAGUCUGAUGACUCACAACCAACAGUCUGGCCAGCCCAUGAUGUAAAAGAUGAUUAUAUAUUUGAAUGUGAAGCUGGUAAUCAAUAUCAGAAAACAAAGCUGACCAUUUUGCAGUCACUUGGUGAUCCACUUUACUAUGGUAAAAUCCAGCCAUGUAAAGAAGAUGAGGAGAGUGACAGUCCGAUGUCGCCAUCCCACUUCUCCACAGAUGAUCAUUCAAAUUGGUUUGUUAUUGGAUCAAAGACUGAUGCUGAGAGAGUAGUCAAUCAGUACCAGGAAUUGGUCCAGAAUGAAGCCAAAUGUCCAGUGAAGAUGUCGCAUAGCUCCAGUGGCUCAGCCAGCUUGAGUCAGCUUUCUCCAGGGAGAGAAACAGAACAGCCUGAGACCGUGUCAGUUCAGUCUUCAGUAUUGGGGAAGGGAGUGAAACAUCGACCUCCACCCAUCAAACUUCCCUCAGCCUCAGGAAAUAGUUCCUCAGGUAACUAUUUUACACCACAACAGGCCAGCAGCUUUCUUAAAUCUCCAACUCCUCCUCCUGCUUCUAAGCCACCAAGUCUUUCUCGGAAGUCAUCCGUGGAUGUUAAUCAAGUUAGCAUGCUUUCUCCAGCUGCCCUAUCACCUGCCAGUUCAUCACAAAGAUCUGGAACUCCUAAGCCAUCUACUCCUACACCAACCCCUUCAUCGACCCCACACCCUCCUGAUGCUCAGAGCUCAACUCCUAUUACCCCUUCAGCUACCCCUACUCCCCAAGAUUCAGGCUUCACCCCUCAGCCCACUUUGUUAACUCAGUUUGCUCAGCAGCAAAAGUCUCUGAGCCAGGCAAUGCCUGUAACGACCAUUCCUCUUUCCACCAUGGUAACAUCUAUAACUACAGGAACCACAGCCACCCAGGUCAUGGCAAACUCUGCUGGACUUAACUUCAUCAAUGUAGUGGGCUCUGUUUGCGGAGCUCAAGCUUUGAUGAGUGGUUCAAACCCUAUGCUGGGCUGUAACACUGGUGCCGUAACUCCUGCAGGAAUAAACCUGAGCGGCCUUCUGCCCUCAGGAGGUCUGCUACCAAAUGCAUUGCCGGGUGCAAUGCAGUCAGCCUCUCAAGCAGGUGUUCCAUUUGGUUUAAAAAAUACUUCAAGUCUCAGGCCCUUAAAUCUACUCCAGCUCCCAGGCGGCUCGCUCAUCUUUAACACUCUGCAGCAGCAGCAGCAGCAGCUGUCCCAGUUUACACAGCAGCCCCAGCAGCCCCAGCAACCCGCAACUUCUAGUCCCCAACAGCCUGGGGAGCAGGGUUCUGAACAAAGUUUGACCAGUCAGGAACAAGCCUUAUCUGCUCAACACGCUGCAGUUAUUAACCUUGCCGGAGUAGGAAGUUUUAUGCAUUCACAGGCAGCUGUGUUGUCUCAGCUUGGCUCUGCCGAGAACAGACCUGAGCAAAGCCUUCCUCAGCAGAGACUCCAGCUCUCCUCUGCCUUUCAACAGCAGCAGCAACAGAUCCAACAGUUACGAUUCUUGCAGCAUCAAAUGGCUAUGGCAGCAGCAGCAGCACAAACAGCUCAGCUACAUCGUCAUCGGCAUACAGGCAGCCAGUCAAAAAGUAAAAUGAAGAGAGGCACGCCAACCACUCCAAAAUUCUGAGUCUUGAAUAGUUUUUCUUUUCAAAAACAUAAGAGCAUUGAAUCAAAAGGAUUCGGAGUUUCUACUUCAUUUUUGUUUUUUAAAAAUGUGUCAGUAUUUUACAUUGCUAGAUAUACAAACUUUAUACAGAAGUUUGAUUUUUAAAUAAAAACAAAUAAUUUUUAAAUAAAAACAGGGAAAUGGUUUAACAAACCAUUAGGGUUGGUUUGCCUAAGUCAUUGUUUUUUAAAAAUGGUUUCACUGUACAUAAUACAGAAGUGACCUGAGAAAUACUAGAAACAUCUUUCAAAAAACUGUAGUUUGGUAUUUAUUUAGUAUAAAAGGUUUGUGCACAGUGUAACAAAUACAGUUUUUACAAAUCUGUUUUGAAAA